GGUCCGGAUGCGGACACUUCCUUCCCUCCAUAUUUAAUUGGCAGCUUUCUUCUUUCUUUUCCUCACCACCAACCAACCAACAAAGAAACCAAAACCCUAACGUUGACCAGCAAUGGAGGAGGACGGGUUCGCCGCCACCAAGCUCUUCAACCGUGGCUACUCCUACACCUACGAUGACGUCAUCUUCCUCCCUCACUACAUCGACUUCUCCACUGACGACGUCUCCCUCUCCACACGCCUCACGCGCCGGGUUCCUCUCCUCUCCCCGGUCCUCUCUUCCCCUAUGGACACCGUCACCGAGGGCGCCAUGGCCGCUGCCAUGGCGUCCCUUGGUGGCCUCGGUAUCGUCCACUCCAACCUCUCCGCUGCCGACCAGGCGUCCGUCGUCCGCUCCGUCAAGUCCCGCCGCGUCCCCAUCCUCUCCGGCCCUACCUUCCGCGCCCCCUCCGACCGUAUCCACUCGCUCGACGACUUCGACUCCUGCCCCUACGUGCUCGUCACCCAGAGCGGCUCUGCGUCCUCCCAGCUCCUCGGCUACGUCUCCAGAUCCGACUGGCUCCAGCUCGACGACCACAAGAAGGACGCCCCGAUCGACGGCUUCAUGAACGGCUCGAACGACUUGGUGGUGCCGUGGGACUCUAGUCUGACCCAGAUGGACUCCUACUUUCAGGAGAAGAAAGAGAGCGACCUUGCGGUGCUGGUGAAGGAGGAGGAAGCGGUGGACGUGGUGACUAGGGAGGAUGUGGAGCGGGUGAAGGCGUGCCCGAGGUUGGGGGCGGGGACGGUGGGGCCUGACGGAGCGUGGAAAGUCGGGGCGGCGAUGGGGACGAGGGAGAGCGACAAGGAGAGGCUGGAACAUUUGGUGAAGGCCGGCGUGGAUGUCGUGGUGUUGGACAGCUCUCAAGGGAACUCCAUAUAUCAGAUUGAGAUGAUAAAGUAUAUCAAAAAGGUUUAUCCGGACCUCGAUGUGGUGGGUGGGAAUGUGGUCACGGUGGCGCAGGCCCAGAAUUUGAUUCAGGCUGGUGUUGACGGAUUGCGGGUCGGGAUGGGGUCCGGCUCCAUUUGUACUACGCAGGAGGUUUGCGCGGUCGGGCGUGGGCAGGCGACUGCUGUUUAUAAGGUUGCCUGUAUUGCUUCACAAAAUGAUGUGCCUGUCAUUGCUGAUGGUGGCAUUUCAAAUUCUGGACACAUUGUCAAGGCUUUGGUCCUGGGAGCAUCUACUGUAAUGAUGGGAGGCUUCUUAGCUGGUAGCACUGAGACUCCUGGGGCUUAUGAGUAUCAGAAUGGUCGCCGGGUCAAAAAGUAUCGAGGUAUGGGCUCCCUAGAAGCUAUGACUAAAGGGAGUGAUGCAAGAUAUUUGGGUGAUACAGCUAAGUUAAAAAUUGCUCAGGGGGUUGUUGGAGCAGUUUCAGAUAAAGGUUCUGUUCUAAAGUUUGUACCUUACACAUUGCAAGCAGUCAAGCAAGGGUUUCAAGAUCUUGGUGCUUCAUCUAUGCAGACUGCUCACGACCUCUUAAGACAAGGGGUAUUAAGGCUAGAGGUCCGAACAGGAGCAGCUCAAAUUGAAGGCAGUGUCCAUGGCCUCGUUUCCUAUGAGAAGAAACCAUUUUGAUAUUAAAAUCCCUACUGCCGAUGUUCCGAUUUUUCCUGCAGUUUCAGGUUUGUUAUUCAUGGGGCCCGAAGAUGAACUUUCGCCGUCUCAGAUGGCUGCAAAAGUCGGUCCUCACCAACGAAGAGCUCUUUGAAGUAUGGGUUGUCAAAGAUGACAGGGUCGAUGGUCUGAGGUCCCUCUAGGCCAUAACGCUCCGUUUCACCACUCAAGAGACCCUUUUCAGUUGUUUUUUUGUGCAAUCUACGACAAUAAUUCAGAGGUACCCAGAUGAACGUUUUCGUGAUUUUUUUUUUUUUUUUUGAAGUGUUUGGUUUCGACGAAUCUGAAUCUGUAUGUGGAGGCCAUUUGUUGGCCGCCCUGCGGAGAGACAGAGCAUGAUGAGAGCGGUUGUUCUCAGUGAUGAGGCCCAACUUUUAUCUUGGGUGCAGGUAACAACGUUGGCGAUUUACUUCAGUAUGAUUGAGUUAAAUGGUUUUUUAA
This is a messenger RNA of Corylus avellana, 2092 nucleotides long. RefSeq names its product Aldolase-type TIM barrel family protein. Gene Ontology annotation, biological process: GTP biosynthetic process. The record is from RefSeq and is a predicted model, not a curated record. NCBI's taxonomy places the organism in Eukaryota, Viridiplantae, Streptophyta, Magnoliopsida, Fagales, Betulaceae. Gene Ontology annotation, cellular component: cytoplasm. Gene Ontology annotation, molecular function: IMP dehydrogenase activity.